AAGGGAAUACCCAUUAUUAUUGUUUGAAUGUCCCUAAUUAUAUAAUUUGUCAAAAACAGAAGAAAAACAGUGCUGUUUUCUUUCAAUGCAGGUAAGGUCUCCCAUCAAACUGAGCUUGUCUACUCUCAAAAUAUUGAGAAAAGGAAAUUACAAUUUCUUGAAACCACUCAGCAAGCGCACUUUGUAUAGACAUUUUGCAUUUGGUUUGAGUGUCGGGACAAUCAUUCUUUCCAUCUCAUCCAAUAUUUUUAUUUAUUUUUCAUAAAAGUUUAAAUUUAGACUUGUGAAACACCAAUAUUUCAGAUGUUUCGUGGACAUGAGUUUUUACUGGAUAAGUGAUUGUUAAGCUCUAUUGUUGCGUGAAGUUUAAAUUGACCUUAGGUUUUUUCCCUUCAUUGUUUCACUGCAUUGUGAUAAAGAAACAUAUGGCAAGAUAACAUGCAUGUAGAGACAAAGGCUUGUUUUGGAACAACAUUUUUAAUUAGCUUUAGCUUUUUGGAUAAUUUUUUAAUAGUGUUGAUUAAUUUUGAAAACGCUAAAGGAUAAAAUUGUUGCCAAACGGGCCCAAAGUUGAAAGCAUCUGACUGGAGGGGAAUUUACCUAAAUAGGACUACAACAUAAUAACUUUCUCAAAAUAAGACCAUAUGUUUUUAUUUUCCAGUGUAGGACCAUUGGUCAUUAUCCACUAGUCAUUAUUCAAGUAAAUGUUCAUCAUCACUAGACAUUAUUCCUCCCACUAGACAUUAUUAAGUCCUAUUUAGGGAAUAAAAAAGAUUAAGUCCUACAUUGGAAAAUGGCUUAUGUUUUAGUCCUAUUUAGUGCAAAUUUUUCUUUACUGGAUUCAAUCAUACAGAUAUUUUGUGUCCCCCCCCCCCAUUUUUUUUUGCAAAAUAGUGUCAUUGUGCUAAGGCUUUUGUUGUUGUUGUUCUACUUCCAUUGUGUGCUCUUGAUGUCAUUUUAUGUGGAAGAAAAAGGAACAACCACAACAAACUGAUCCACCAACUAUUCCAGUAGUAGAACUUUUUCCUUCUGGCGAGUUUCCGGAGGGUGAAAUUCAACAAUACAAAGAUGAUAACUUGUGGCGAACUACGUCUGAAGAAAAAAAGGAAUUGGAACGCCUCGAAAAGCCAAUUUACAAUUCGAUUCGACAAGCUGCCGAAGUUCAUCGUCAGGUCCGGAAAUAUGUUAAACAAAAUUUGAAGCCGGGGAUGCUGAUGGUUGACAUAUGUGAAACCUUGGAGAAUACAGUUCGUAAACUGAUAUCAGAAAAUGGACUCCAAGCUGGAAUUGCUUUCCCCACUGGAUGUUCACUGAAUUGGGUUGCUGCCCAUUGGACUCCAAAUUCUGGAGACAAAACUGUGCUUCAAUAUGAUGAUGUCAUGAAAUUAGAUUUCGGAACACACAUUGAUGGUCACAUAGUAGACUGUGCAUUUACAGUGGCUUUCAACCCCAUGUUUGAUCCACUGCUUGAAGCCUCACGUGAAGCCACCAAUACAGGAAUCAAGGAAGCAGGUAUUGAUGUUCGCCUUUGUGAUGUUGGUGCUGCCAUCCAGGAGGUCAUGGAGUCAUAUGAAGUUGAAAUUAAUGGAAAAAACUUCCAAAUUAAAAGUGUCCGCAAUUUGAAUGGCCACAGCAUUGGGCCGUAUCAAAUUCAUGCGGGCAAAUCAGUCCCGAUUGUGAAAGGAGGAGAGCAAACUAAGAUGGAAGAGGGCGAAGUUUAUGCAAUUGAAACUUUCGCAUCCACGGGUAAGGGUUUUGUGAGAGAAGAUUUGGAGUGCAGUCAUUAUAUGAAGAAUUUUGAUAUUGGGCACAUUCCAUUGCGGCUGCCAAGAGCUAAGCAACUACUGGCAACCAUUAAUAAGAACUUCUCCACUCUAGCUUUCUGUAGACGUUAUCUUGACCGUCUUGGCGAAACCAAAUAUCUCAUGGCACUCAAGAAUCUGUGUGAUUCUGGCAUUAUCCAGCCGUACCCUCCCCUAUGUGAUAUUAAGAGCAGCUACGUAUCUCAAUUCGAGCACACCAUUUUACUUCGUCCAACCUGCAAGGAGGUGAUAUCUAGGGGUGAUGACUACUGAUUUUUGGGAUCCAAUUAUCACUUUCAUUCCCUCUCUCUACUUUUUGUUUUUUUUUAAUGAUCAAGAGUUCGAACACCUAAAUGCUUCUAAGCCAACUCGUGUUAAAACUGUACUCAGAAUACGUUUUUCUCUAUCACUGUAAUCGAUUCUAUGAUUUAGGAUGCAAUAAUUUUUAAGGUAACCAAUUAGGUCUUUUCUUAAGUAAGAGUAAUUAAUGAGUUUUUCAUUU
This is a messenger RNA of Cuscuta campestris, 2304 nucleotides long. NCBI's taxonomy places the organism in Eukaryota, Viridiplantae, Streptophyta, Magnoliopsida, Solanales, Convolvulaceae. The record is from the annotation of a GenBank genome assembly.